AUGACCGAGGAGCAGAGAAAGGCGCUGGCACGCUCGGAGCCCCCCAAGGAGUACUCACCGCAGCGCGCGGCGGCCAAGUACGGCAAGCGACCGGGCGAGGUCGCCGUGCGCGUCGCGCAGAUCGGAACAUCCCUCGGCGGGUUCAUCCUGGACGUCCUCAUCGACAACCAGCGCGGAGAGUUCGAGAAGAACGCGCCCAAACGCGCCGAUCAGCUCAGACGCAAGCUCACCGAGCUCGGGCCCGCGUUCGUCAAGGUUGGCCAGGCGCUCAGCACGCGCCCGGACCUGCUUCCGGCUCAGUACCUCGACGAGCUCACGUCCCUGCAGGACGCUCUGCCCACGUUCUCGGACGCGGAUGCCUUCGAGACGGUGGAGCGAGAGCUCGGCCGGCCGCUGGAUGCGAUGUUCGCGACCAUCACGCCGAGCCCCAUCGCGGCGGCUUCGCUGGGUCAGGUGUACCGCGCGACGCUCAUCGGCAGCGGGAAGGAGGUGGCGCUCAAGGUGCAGCGGCCGAACAUCCCGAAGGGUUUGGAGCUGGAUUUUCACCUCAUCCGCGUGGGCGCCGCGUUUGCCGAUCGCUUCGUGGAUUCGCUGAACACGUCAAUCGUCGACUUGGUGGAUGAGUUCGCGGCGCGGGUGUUCCAGGAGUUGAACUACGUCCAGGAGGGUCUCAACGCCGAGCGGUUCGCUCGUCUGUACGGGGACAGGCCGGACGUCGUGGUUCCGGGGAUCGAGUGGGAGUACACGUCCCCGCGGGUCAUCACCAUGGACUGGGUGCAGGGAACGAAGCUCAGCGAGCAGGAUUCCCUCAGGGCGCAGGGGCUGGACGUGCUGCAGCUGGUGGACACCGGCAUCCAGUGCUCGCUGCGUCAGCUGCUGGAGUUUGGGUACUUUCACGCGGAUCCCCACCCGGGUAACCUGCUGGCCACCCCCGAGGGAAAGCUCGCGUUCCUGGACUUUGGAAUGAUGAGCGAAACUCCGGAGACGGCGCGGUACGCCAUCAUCAACCACGUGGUGCACCUCGUGAACAGGGACUACCAGGCCAUGGCGCAGGAUUACUACGCCCUGGAGUUCCUCGACGAGUCCGUCGACGUCGCACCGAUCGUCCCGGCUCUGGCGGACUUUUUCGACGACGUCCUGGAGGCGAGCGUGGACCAGCUCAACUUCAAGACCAUCACGGAUGGGCUCGGCGGCGUCCUCUACCAGUACCCGUUCAACGUCCCGGGUUACUACGCCCUGAUCCUCCGUUCGUUGACCGUGCUCGAGGGUCUCGCGCUGACCACGGACCCGAAGUUCAAGGUGCUGGGCAAGGCUUAUCCGUACAUGGCGCGCAGGCUGCUGACGGAUCCCAGGCCCCAGCUGCGAGACGCGUUUGCGGAGCUGCUUUUUAAGGAUGGCCAAUUCCGAUGGAACCGGCUGGAGAACUUGCUGCGGGAGGGCGCCAAGAGCGACGAUUACGACGCCAAGGCGGUGAUCCCGCCGCUCGUGGAGCUCAUCGUCGGGGAGGACAAGCCCGGGGAGGUGAACACGCUCCGGCCGCUGGUGGUGGCGGAGGCGGUGAAGGUUGUGGAGGCGCUCCUGCUGGGGCAGACUGUCGAGACGGCGCGAAGCGAGCAGCUCGCGCCGCUCGUGGCGCUCCUGCCCGAGCAGCUCAAGCGUCUGCCGCCCAUGCGCGUGGGCAGCGACACCGAGGAGGAGGAGCUCAUGGCGCUCAGGGCGCAGGUGCUGAGGGUAUCGGAGAUGCUAUCGUCGUCCAAGGGCUUUGACCCGUCCGCGAUGGAGCCGCUCGCGCAGGCGCUGCAGCAGCCCGCGGCGAGGAGUUUCAUCGAGGCGGUCAUCACCGGAGUGGGCACGCGCGUCACCGCCAGGCUCAUCAAGGAGCUGCUGGGUGACUCGUCGAGCGCGAGCAACGGCGGCGGCGGGAAAGGGGCGGCGCCUAACCCGACGGCGGCGGCGGCGAGGUAA
Messenger RNA from Micromonas commoda, 1965 nucleotides. RefSeq lists its product as hypothetical. Bases 1 to 1965 code for a protein of 654 amino acids. Gene Ontology annotation, biological process: protein phosphorylation. Gene Ontology annotation, molecular function: ATP binding; protein kinase activity. The record is from RefSeq and is a predicted model, not a curated record. The transcript has a single exon. Lineage: Eukaryota; Viridiplantae; Chlorophyta; Mamiellophyceae; Mamiellales; Mamiellaceae.